This is a messenger RNA of Lepisosteus oculatus (spotted gar), 7479 nucleotides long. NCBI's taxonomy places the organism in Eukaryota, Metazoa, Chordata, Actinopteri, Semionotiformes, Lepisosteidae. The record is from RefSeq and is a predicted model, not a curated record.
UUGUAUCCCACCAGUUCCUGACUGCAGCGAGCUUCACUGUCACAGUGAAAGCCCACAACCAUGUGGGGAGUGUGACGGCCAGCACAGGAGUCUCUGUGCUCCACAGAAUGCCGUCGGUGGAGAUCCGCACGGAUAAGUCAGCGUAUGCCACCGACAGCGAGGUGGUCUUUGUCGCUGUGACAGAGGAGCCCGGUCCCCUGGAGUUCCUCUGGCACUUCGGAGACAAGUCCCCCGAAAGAACCGUUUCCAGGAGGAUAACAAAGAGAUUUCCUUCUCCCGGGCGGUACAACGUCAUUGUCGAAGCUUCCAACGAGCUCUUCUCCUUCGCCUCGGGCAUCUACCCCCUGACCGUCCAGAGAGCGGUCCAGCCCAAUCGCCUCUUCUCGGACGCCUCCGCGCUCCCGAGCGCAAACGUCCGCUUUGACUGCAGGAUCAACGCCGGGACCAGCGUCUCGUACCGCUGGGACUUCGGAGAUGGAAACCGGAGAACGGGAAGGAGCUCUGAAUAUCAUGUAUUUAACAGGACGGGAGAGUUCACGGUGGAAGUGACCAUGUUUAACCUGGUCAGCUCAGCCUCGCUGACCAGACAGAUCUUCAUCGUUCCUGAGCCCUGUCAGCCUCCUCCAGUCAAAAACAUGGGCCCCUUCAAAGUGAAGGUCAGCCGACACGAGGCCCUGCGCCUGGGGGUGACGUUUGAGGCCGAUGUGCAGUGCGGCGAGUCUCGGGCUCUGCUCUACCGGUGGGCCGUGUACGACGCCAGCGGUGCGCCCGUGCUGCUCCCUCCGGUGGAGAGCAGUCGGCAGGUCAUCAAAGUCCCGAAACAUUCCCUGCACUACGGAACCUACACCGCCGUCGCCAGGGUCCAGAUCAAAGGCAGUGUAGUUUACAGUAACUACUCUGUGCGCAUCGAGGUAGUUCCGACCCCACCCGUUAGCAUCAUUAUCGGGGGCACCAACAUCUUCAUCAGCAGCAAGAACGAGUCUCUGCUAACACUGGAUGGAAGGGGAUCCUAUGACCCCGACUACCCUCACAACCCCAUGAGGUACCGCUGGGACUGCGAGCCGGUCAGUGGAGUGAAGUCCUCGUGCUUCGACAGCCCCGUGCCUCUGUCCUCGCCGGUGGUGCGGUUUCCAGCUGGCGUUCUCAAGCGCACCUUCGACCAGUUCAGGUUCGAGCUGAAGGCGCAGAGCGGAGACCGCUGCUCGGCCGCUGAAAUGUUUGUCACGGUCAAAGAGGGUCUGUCCAGAAAGAUAAGAGUGACUUGCCCCAAGUGCAGAGGCAGCACUGUUAAUUGGAAUGAGCAGUUUUCUGUUCAGGCUCUUUGUGAAAACUGUGGUGAGAGUGAAAAUGUCACAUUUACCUGGAAUUUGUAUUUGGUAAAUGCAUCUAGCAAGAUCGUUCUUGAAGUUCCUUUCUGCAAGACUCUCGACGUCAGCGUCCCUGCAGGCUUUCUCAAAGAGCCCCCGUCGGCUGCACACACCCCUCCGGCCUCCUCCUCCUCCUCCUCCAGCGCACCUCCUCCUUCCAGCUCUCCCCCCGUCUCUCGCUCCUCUCCUCCCUCUCGGACCUCCCCUGCGGUGUCUUCUGCUCCCACGGGUGCCUCAGUCUCCCCAAAACACCCCGCCGCACCCCUCACGGCGGACACUCUGUCCACAAGCCCGUUGUCCACUUCCGGCCCCUCCCUGACUCCAGUCACCUUCUUCCCUGCGGACCCCCUGCCCUUCCCCUUCCCUUUCCCCGAGGAGGGGGAGCCCCCUGGUGGCCGACCUCGCCGCGAAAGGUCACCGGCGCCCACAGGUCCAGAGCGCCGGACCAACAGCCCCACUCCCUCGGGCCCGGCUCCAGACUAUGAAUUAUAUUACAAUGAAAUUGAAGAAGCAGACUCAGGAACCUAUGAAGGAAGACCUAUAGGGUCUGGGAUCAGCGUAGAGGAGCCCUGGGGGCCUGAGCCAGCCGAAGGAAACGACCUGGUGGCCCCCCACAGCGCCCUCGUUAAGCCCCCCAUUCAAACCCUGCUGGACCUGGACCGGCAGCUGGUGGACAAGACAGCCCUCCGGACCCUCACGCUGACUGGGAUUUCAUCGCCUGUGAUAACGUUUAAACCUUUCAUGCUGAAGGCGAAGAGUCUUUACAUGCUGGAGGUGACGGCGGCUUCUAAGGAGAAUUCCCUGGGUAAAACCCAGUUCUUCUUCUCCACUAAUGAGGUUCCUGAUGGUAUGACCUGCCAGGUUCAGCCCAGUAAGGGAUAUGAGGUCCACACAGACUUCAGCAUUUUCUGCACUUCAGGAAAAGAGGACCUCCUAUAUGAGUACAGCUUCUCCACUGGCCCCUCUCCGAGGACGGUCCUUUAUCGUGGAUGGGACUUUCAGUAUUACUUCAAGCUUCCUUCCGGAGACCCGGCUGAUAACUAUAAAGUUACUAUUUACACCGAAAUACGCAACAGGUUUGGUUCUGCAACCAAGCUGUGCGCAGUGAAUGUGACUGUCCUGCCCAGUUUCCGGAGAAACCUGUCAUCCAUCUACAGUCCUGACCAAGAGCUCUACGUCGAUGGUUUGAGAAACCUUACAGCCCUCCUGCAAAUGGGGAACAUCGUUGAGACUCGAAACUAUGUCGUUGUGCUGACCCGCGUCCUGAACCGGCUGAGCCCGGGCCCUGCUGCUGUGAGGGAGCUGCAGAGACAGAUCAGGAUGGCCUUGAUCUCUGCAGUCUGCCAGCUUCCUGUGGAUGACCAGGAAUCAAUGAUUGAUAACCUCUCCAUGCUUAAAGAUCUCAUUCACGUUACUGACCAACUCGCGCUGGACAGCGCCCGACGUGUCACCAGUCAUAUCCGAGCCAUGGCCGCCCGGCUCCACGAGCCCGGCGCCCACACCUCCCUCUCCCUGGACGAGUGGACGGCGAACGCGCUGGUGUCUCUGCUGGCCGGGGUCCUGGAGGCGCCGCUCGACCCCGGAGAGGAAGCGGUCCGGCUGACCACGGACAGCCUCAGGACCGCCUCGGACCUGCUGCUGAGGUUCGUUCUUUCCAGCGACGCCACGGAGCACAGCGUGAGCACCCGCCUGGUGGAGGUGAAGACGCGCCGGCUGGCCCUCUCCGGGGGCACAGUCCUGGGCGCCGGCCCGGCCAGCUUCCGCCUCCCUGGCGCCCUGUCCGGGCACGGCGGCGGCCCCUGCCUGGUCGCCCAGCUGGUGCUCCUCCGGCGAGGCCUGCGUCUCUGGAGCAGGUCGCCGGCUCAGAUCGACGGUGAUGUCGCUGACCUACGUCUGUAUAACUGCACCACCAGGAAAGAGAGAAAAGUGCGCUCGCUGUCCACGCCGGUCCAUAUUGAAUUUGAGAAGAGGAGGAAUAACGGAAGCAGCUCUCCAGAAUAUUCUCUGCUGCGCAGUCAGAUGAACGUCCACGAGUUCAAUGUGACAGCAGGACACCAGCAGGAGGCGCUGCAGAUCACAGUGCAGCUCACUCGGCCUUCCAGCCCACCGUUUCCCAUCAUGCUUUUGUUCAGAAUGUUUGAGAAACCAACUCCCAGCUCUUACAAUGUGAAGAGGGUUCACAGCUGGGAGGGAAAUACAGUUCAUAUUUUCAUGCCUCCUUUGUCUGUGAAAGAUCCUGGCAGUUACUAUGUGGCUCUGCUCAACGCUGAUUACAACAGGACACCCACCAACAAAUACAUCGCCAGUGCUGUGAGCUACACCUUGAGCAUUGAGUGGACGCAGUGUCUGUACUGGGACGGCGGUAAAGACUGGAGGUCAGAGGGCUGCUCUCCCCUGCAGAGCUGGUCAGCCAGUAAAGUGAACUGCAGUUGUAACCAUCUGACAACGUUUACCAUCGCAUACCAGGAAGUCAGCAGCCAUUAUUACUUCACAGAUGUGUCCCAGUUUGUUAGCCUAGUCGAUAACCUGGUUCUGUGCAGCGUGACGUUUGUCUUUCUGGGGAUCUACCUUGUCCUGGCUGUUGUCUGCAAGCGAGCUGAUCUGGAAUGUGAGAGGAGGAGCGGACUGGUCUUCCUGCAGGACAACAGCCCACUGGACCGGCAGUUCUACACCAUCACCGUCGACACAGGCUUUAGAUCCAGAGCCACAAUGACCGCCAAGGUUCACAUCGUUUUACACGGCGAGGAUGGGACUUCGGAGACCAGAGAGCUGAGCUGCUCCGGCAAACUGCUCUUCGGGAGAAAUUCAAGACACACCUUCAUCUUGAGCGCUCCAGACUCCCUGGGCCCCAUCUGGAAAGUGCACAUCUGGCAUGACGGCCGCGGCCCCUCUCCCAGCUGGUUCGUCAGCCACCUGGCGGUGCGGGACGUGGCGUCCGGCACCGGCUGGCUCUUCCCCGCGGAGUGCUGGCUGGCGGCGGACGAGGGCGACGGGAAGGUGGAGCGCGAGCUGACCCCUCUGACCCAGAGCCCCGGCUUCGGGAAGCUGCUGUCCGCCACGCUGACGGAGCUCCUGGAGGACUUCCACCUCUGGGCCUCGGUGUGCACGCGGCCUUCCCACAGCCCCGUCUCACACUCCCAGCGCCUCGCCCUCUGCCUGCUGCUGCUGCUGGGCUACACCGGUCUCAACGCCCUGCUGGUGCACCUCCGGGACGACCAGUUCUCCGCUGCGCUGGGCCUCAUUGAUGUCUCCUGUGAUUCCCUGGUGAUGGGAGUCUGCAGCACCCUGACUGUGUUUCCACUGGUGGUCCUGGUGUCCCUGCUCUUCCGGUUCAGUGAGGUGACUGCUCAUAAACAUACCAAUACUGGAGACCACAGCGCUGGACGAGCACCAGAUAUCUUCUCCGUGGAAGCUCACCUGGAUGGCCUGCUGGCAGAGGACAGUCUCUUUGAGUCUUACCAAUCCUGGCACAGCCUCCAGCAUUGGGCUCAAGAGGUCUGGAGGAAGAAGUAUGAGCGUGGCGGUCCGGACGGGCGCGCUCUCAGCGUCGUGUCCGGGGGGCAGGGGGGCCAGUGCGGCUCAGAGCGCAGCUCCAGUGGCUUCGAGGACGGCAGUCCGGCGGCCAGAACCCUCCAGUCCAGCAGCGACCUCUCCUGCACCCCCCAAGGCUGCGCUCUUCAACAGCACACCUCUGGAGGCAGAAGAGCUCUGCCUCCCUGGUGCCGUCAUGUGGCGUGGGCUCUCUGCUUGUCCCUGUCUGCCACCUGCGCCAUCGUCACUGGAGUCCUGGGAAUGAAGUUUAGCAGUAGCCAGUGUCUGCUGUGGAUCCACUCCGUCUUCGUCUCUUUGCUCUUCUGUGUUUCUGUACUGCAGCCCGUCGUGAUCUUCAUCAUGGCAGUGGUGGUGUCGCUGAAGAAUAAAGACCAUUGCGACUUUUACAAAGGCCACGAUGAGACGUGCCCUGCUCUUCAGAUGGUGGAGAACUGGAGACUGAGGGGAGGCUGCGCCCCUGAGAGCCACCUGUACAGCCCAUACCAUCACCGGCAGCGUGGGCACACUCACUUCGACAGGAUUGUAGCGGCUCGGCAGAGAGCCCGGUACCUGCGCCUCGUCAGACCACCCUCCCCUGCACAGCUGAGGGAGUUGCGAGACAGGAUGAAGAAGGAAUCCCUGCUGCAAAAUAAUUUCAGGGAGCUCGCCCUUUGCACGCUCAUGUUACUCCUGCUUCUGUUCGUCACUUACGGGAAGUUCUCCAGCAGCCAUUAUCGACUGAAUCAUGCCGUCCGGACUGAGUUCACCCGGAGUCCAAAGCACCCAUUUCUGGAGGUGAAAACACACAAGGACUGGUGGAACUGGUGUCUAACCACUUUCCUGGAUGGUCUCUACUGGGAUACAUGGUACAACAACGCUUCAGCUAGAAACAAGGCAGGUGCUGUCCGGGGAACGUGUGUCCUGAUUGGAGAGCCGACUCUUAAGAAAGUAGAGGCCACUGCCGACGCCGUGUGCGAGGUGAGCACAGUGCCAUCGGUUUCUCACGCAGACUUUCACCUGACGCGCUUUCCAGAGCCCAGACAAUUUAACUUCUACUUGGAGGAAUUCGACAGCCUCAUGGAUGAACUUUUGUUCCGGCUCAACGCCCUGUCCGACAGUCUUCACCACACUCUGCCUGCUAAAGAGCCGGUCACUGCCAUCCUCAUCAGUCUGCUCUACUACGCCUGCUCCUUGUAUAACUACAUUCUGACCGUCGAGUCAAUAGACCACCUUCAGAGGGAAAACUUCAAGGCUUUUGUGGAUCUUAGUCUCCUUUCAUCUUGGGAACAGCUGAGGCGCGGUCUGCAUGGCCUGAUGGUGUCCCUCCUCCUUGUGAAAUGUGUCUUCGUGCUGCGUGUGAAUAAACUGAUGGCCCUGUCUGUGACAACGCUGCGCCUGUCCUUUUCUAGUCUUACAGGGCCUGUGGUGGCAGGUGUUAUAAUCAUAGCUGCCUAUGCCUGCCUGGGAAAUCUCAUAUUUCUGCCUACCUCGAGGACAUUCAGCACUUUCACAAGGGCACUCCAGACUCUCCUCACGCACCACAUGGGACAGAGACAGCUACAGACAUUGUCCUCACCACAGAGUGCCAACCAGCUGUUCCUGGCUUUGUAUUAUGGGACCCUCAUGGAUGAACUUUUGUUCCGGCUCAACGCCCUGUCCGACAGUCUUCACCACACUCUGCCUGCUAAAGAGCCGGCCUGCAAGGAGGGCGAAAGCUCUGGGCUCUGUCAGUCAGACUGUGACUGCAGCCUGGACUCGGAGGUAACCUCUCCGGCUUUGAGCACGAAACAGCACGCAGGUGACAGCGAGGGUCAAGCACGGAGAAAGGGAGGGAAAACCGAAGCACUCCUGUUCCAGGACGGCCCAGAGACGUACCACGCGUCCCUGCCCCUUGAGGAAGGCACAGUGAGGAAGGAACAGAAUCAGCUGAGAUCGCAGCUCGAAUGGGAGCCGCUCCGGCCCCUGCGGCGGAAGGGAGAGGGGAUCGCUCCGACGGGCUCCCGGGGGAAUCCGGAGCAGCCCAGCUGUUCCCCAGACAGGGCGGGCCCCCCCUGCGCUGGGGUCAGAGCAGGGCCCCCCGCGGCCGACCCCGACCACUACAGCCUGGCCAGCCUCGGACACGACCUGCCCCACGUCCUGUGCGGGACCAGGUGCCCCGAGAAACGGGCGUCCCAAUGCGGGGCCGGCUGUCCGGGGGUCCCCCCGACAGGCCUGCCCGCCCGGAACCGCCGGGUGCUGACGCGGUCCCGCUCCGCCGUGAUCCAGACGGCCCGCCUGUCCGGACCGCGCUCCCCGCCGGGGGGCAGCGGGAAAGGGCGCCGGCUCAAAGGCAGGUCCAGAAUCGCUCCCGCUUCCGGGCCGACUCCCGACCCGCGGGCCGGGCCGGCGAGACAGUGCUGGUGACCCGCUUCUGAACGCUGAAAGAAGGGGCAGGCUCACGAGUCAGAGGGCGACCAGGCCAGGUCCCAGUGGAGAGGCAGUCUGGGAGCACUGGAGCGACUAGAGGGAAUGGACUGGGAAUGGACAAGAACUGCGAAACAAUCUGUGUGUUACAGAAAUACAGAAUAAAAAGGCAAGAGAA